CGGCGCCAUCACCACCUCUCUCGUCGUACGAUUCCAAGGGCUACAUACUCAUAAGGAGCAGAAUUCAUUGCUGAGCCACCACUCAACCCUGCUUUUGCCUUGAACCGAAGAAACGAUGGCGACAACUGCUACCCUCCCCGUCACGGAGUCGUCCGUCCUGAUGAACGCCCCUGGGGACAAGUAUCGCGGUGCGGUGGUCGAGGAUCUGCAACUUCAGCCCGCCUUCGCGCUACCAUCGACAGAAGCAAUCUCUCGGGCGAUCGAGCUUGCUUACGAUCGCGACUUCUCCCAUAUCCCGGUCCUGGACAAGCGGAGAAGACCUCUUGGCUAUGUGGAUGUGGCCAAGCUCAAGAAGACAUGGGAGGCGGGCGGUGCGGACCCGAGCGCACCUGUAUCGCAAUUCAUGACCAGGUUCAAGCGAUCAUCAUCAGAACCGUACACGACGAUUACGCCGGCAACACCUCUUGCUGACCUUGAAGACUUCCUGAAGGCGAACCUCUUCGCAUUGGUAACGGACGACGACAGGAAGUUCGUGCUCGGUGUUGUCACGGCGCAAGAUCUGGAGAACUUUGUCAGUCGUCGCGGCUUCUGAGCUACUCGCGCACGUUCGAACGAAGCAAAUCGCGGCUGAGCAUCGACGAAGUCCCGGCAUAUGGGGACCUCCGUUUCUUGGGCCGCGGGCGCGGCUCGAAGCUUGAGGACUCACAUUGCUUCUCGUUGACCUUCUACUCAUUCGACUGGUCAGUAAUUGGCUAGUUGAUCCCAUCCUAGUUCAACACGCAGGCAGUACUACUAUGUAUCAAUAUCAAUAAUUUAGAAAGAGGCUUGGAAGGCUCUGAUCGUUUUCCUUACAUCCUUGCUAAGCCUGCCUAGACAUUUUACCUCUCUGUAAGUUGACACAAGCUGAGCACCGAGUGCGCAUCG
Schizophyllum commune H4-8 is the source of this 924-nucleotide messenger RNA. RefSeq lists its product as uncharacterized. Bases 116 to 592 code for a protein of 158 amino acids. The transcript is spliced from 4 exons. The record is from RefSeq and is a predicted model, not a curated record. NCBI's taxonomy places the organism in Eukaryota, Fungi, Basidiomycota, Agaricomycetes, Agaricales, Schizophyllaceae.